CAGUAAAAGAUUGAUCUAUUUCGCAAGGUUAACUAACAAUGAGACAGUGGGACCAACAGACAACCUUUAGACUUUAGGUAAAAGAUUAUGAUAUAUUUUCUUGGAUCCAAAGUACGAACGUGAAUGAGUGUGAUUGCUGUGCUUUCAGUAUUACAAGAAGUCUAUCUGGACCAAGUGGAAGAUGAAGUUUGAACACCUACUCUCGGAUAUCAAUGGAUUUGGACGGUUCCAGAUGAUGAUCAUUAUCAUCAGCUUCAUUGCUCGAUUCACCCUGCCAUGUCACUUUAUGCUGGGUAACUUUAUAGCGUCCGUACCCUCUCACCACUGUGAUCUCAGCGCUCUGGAUGAUGAGGGCGUCUUUGGGAAUCUGACCCAGGAGCAGAGACUGACUGUCAGUAUUCCAGUACAGGAAGAUGGGACUCCAAGCUCCUGUAAGAUGUUCCCAGAGUCCCAGUUCCACCUCCUGUCCAACUCUAAUGACAGUGACCUAGCUACAGUCCCCUGCCAGAAUGGAUGGUUAUAUGACAACAGCACCUUCAAAUCCACUCUUGCUACAGAGUGGGACUUGGUGUGUGACCAGAAAGGGCUAAAUAAGGCGACGGCCACCAUCUUCUUCAUGGGCGUGAUGUUCGGAGCAAUGACCUUUGGUAGUCUAAGUGACAGGUUUGGUAGGAAGACCAUGCUCCUGGUGUCCUAUAUAUCUGGCAUGCUGUUUGGUAUUGCCAGUGCUUUCUCCACCUCCUUCAUCAUGUUUGCUGUGCUCAGGUUCUUCACUGGGUUCGGCAUCACUGGCAUCGUCAUCGUCUCAUCAGUACUCAGUGUGGAGUGGGUGGACAUUGAGCACAGAAAAUUAGUGGGAGUGAUUGACAGCCUGUCCUGGACGUUUGGUAACUCCAUGAUUCCAGCCAUAGCCUAUUGUGUGAACGACUGGAGACAGCUGACCAUAGUGGUCACCUCACCUCUCGCCCUGGCCAUACUCACAUGGAGGUGGAUUCCUGAGUCAGCCAGGUGGCUCAUAGCCAAUGGGAAGUUUGAGAAAGCAAACUUUUAUUUGCAACAAUGUGCCCAGAUGAACCAGAAGGAGGAGUUUGCAUCCAAAAUUACACCAGAGACUCUGUCCAGUAUCAUUGUGACAGAGAGAAAAGACAGAACCUACUCCUACCUUGACCUGGUCAGAACCCCAAAGAUGAGGAGACUGUUGUUCAUCAUGUAUGGUGUGGCUUCAACAUAUUAUGGCAUUAGCUUCAACAUCACUGGAUUUGGGCUCAACAUAUAUCUAACCCAGUUUGUAUAUGGUGCCAUAGAGCUGCCAGCCAAACUAGCAGUGUACUACCUUCUGGAUAAGGUGGGCAGGAGAAACACUGAAGUAGGAUCUCUGCUAGGAGCUGGAAUCUGUCUCACUAUUAACAUUUUCCUACCCAGAGACAUGUCUGUUUUAAGGACGGUGGUGGCGGUGCUGGGGAAGGGUUGCUCGGCAGCAUCCUUCACAACCAUCGUGUUAUACAGCUCUGAGCUGUUCCCUACUGUGGUCAGGCAGAACGGCAUGGGCUACAACUCGUCCAUGGGUCGUCUGGGAGUGUCUCUGGCCCCUCUCAUCCUGCUGCUGGAUGAGGUGUGGAGGGAUCUUCCGCAGGUCCUUCUCUGCUCCAUAGCCCUGCUGGCUAGCCUGGUGGCCAGGAUGCUGCCUGAGACACGGGGCCGCUGUCUACCAGAGACCAUUCAGGACAUUGAGGACGGGCAGACAGGGAAGAGUUUGGCUGGAUCCCAAGUUGUGGAAACAACAGAAAUCCCUCUAAAAUCAAAGGCCAACAAUGAGAUGGAAAAUUGAUACUAAGACAGUCUUUCUGUAUAUAUUUUUUAUAUGCCAAAAUGUGCACCAACAACAAUUUUUCAAGUUCCACAUCAAAAACAACAUUCAAACCUAGCACUAUAAUUUGUAUAUGAGGAAUAAAAUAUGCUUCUCUUGUAUCUCGUUUCUCUUUUUAGUCAUUUAGCAGACACUCUUAUCCAGAGCGACUUACAAUUAG
Messenger RNA from Coregonus clupeaformis (lake whitefish), 2027 nucleotides. RefSeq names its product solute carrier family 22 member 7. Gene Ontology annotation, molecular function: transmembrane transporter activity. NCBI's taxonomy places the organism in Eukaryota, Metazoa, Chordata, Actinopteri, Salmoniformes, Salmonidae. Gene Ontology annotation, cellular component: membrane. The transcript has 10 exons. The record is from RefSeq and is a predicted model, not a curated record. Gene Ontology annotation, biological process: transmembrane transport. Bases 182 to 1828 code for a protein of 548 amino acids.